CUGUCCAGAGGUUAGAGGGCAGAAGCAGUCUCUCAGUAAGCACAUUAGUCAGUCAUUAACACAGUUUAAACAGAACAUCCACCAUCCCAGCUCUUUAUUUUUCAACAUAUUUUCUGUGAGAAAGAAACAGACAGUGUGUUGGUCAGAUCUGCUAUCUACGACCAUGGCGAAGACACCGUUCCUCUGCUUGGCAUUGAUUUUCCUCUGGGCUGCUUCUGCAGUCUGUAUGUCAGUUUUUCACAGCAGUCCAGAGGCGCACAUGCUCCUGCGCUCCAGAAGGGCCAAUUCCCUUCUGGAGGAAUUCAAGUCUCCAUCUUUGGAGCGAGAGUGUAUGGAAGAGCGUUGUGACUUUGAAGAGGCUAAAGAGAUCUACCGGACCAAGGAGGCCACGUUAAAGUUCUGGACUAUUUAUGAAGAUAGCAUCAAAGCGAACUGCUCGGUGGACAACGGAGGCUGUGAUCACGACUGCCACGAGAGGAAAGACAAGAUAGGACGCUACUGCAGCUGUAUUAAUGGAUACACAGUCCAGGAAGACUUCAAGCAGUGUGUUCCAAAAAAUCAGCAGUCUUGCGGACAGAUUUUGAUCGCCAAGUCGUUCUACAGACCGAAGCCCAUUGAAGGUCUACAACCUUGGCUCGUUGGUGGUGAAGUUGGCAAAAGGGGAGAGAGUCCUUGGCAGGCUCUUAUCUUGAAUUCCAAAGGAAAAUUUCACUGUGGAGGCGUCUUGAUCAGUGAACUCUGGGUUCUCACUGCUGCUCACUGUCUUGAAGGAUUCAGCCGCUUCGCCGUCAGACUGGGUGACUACAAACGUUUUGAGUUCGAAGGAUCUGAGGUCACCCUUCCUGUGGUGAAAACUGUCCCGCACCCAAAAUACGAUAGCCUGAAGGCAGACAACGACAUAGCUCUGCUGCGUUUGGAGUCGCCCGUAAAGUUCAGCAAGUUCAUCAUCCCCGCCUGUCUGCCGAGUCGAGACCUGGCCGAGCGCGUGCUCCACCUCAACGGCACCAUGACGGUGGUGACAGGCUGGGGCACGGAUAAAGAAGGGACGGUGCCGUACAGCUCGGAUCUCAAACACAUCAGCGUGCCACUGGUGGAGCAAUCCGAGUGCGCGCACCACAUGGUCAACAACCUGACGCAGAACGUGCUGUGCGCCGGCAGCAUCGGGAGCAUCAAGGACGCGUGCAGUGGUGACAGCGGCGGCCCCAUGAUGACUCUAUACCGCAACACGUGGUUCCUCAUCGGCCUCGUAUCCUGGGGCGAGGGCUGUGGCAACACGGACAAACUGGGCAUCUACACCAAAGUCUCCAAUUACAUGGAGUGGAUCGAUAGCGUGAAAAAUCAGCCAUGAUCAAAUCCCAUCAUUCCAACUCUGUUCUGCCUAUCGUUCCACAUUUAGUUUGCUCAAUUAUUUCUGAAAUGGUUCUUCUGUUGACUAAAAAACAAGCCCCCAAACUUUAAAAUCAAAUCAGUAUCAUCUCAACUGUGUGCAAGGUUAUUUAUGACAAUGCACUAUUCAUUCCGAAAGCCCUUUCAAACUAUGAUGACCAGAGUUGCAUAGAUUACUGAGGAAAUAUAAUCUCAUACUGAUUACAGAUAAAUUGUCUAAACAUAUUAAACAAGGCUGUGGUUCGUUCGGAAGUAAUCAUGACUACGCCCUGGUCCCUUUGAAGGCACGAUGAGAACACAAUGUAUGAGACUGAAGUAUCCCCUCUUCAAGGGUUGAAAUGAACAAGCUUAGUAAUUUCACACACACACACCUGUAUGCUGUUUUAUAUCAAACUGUAUCACAGUCUAAUAAGUAAUGAAUAAAAUGCUUGGUAAUGUGCUGCUAUACUAAAUAAAAUAAUCAAAGAUG
This is a messenger RNA of Ictalurus punctatus (channel catfish), 1855 nucleotides long. RefSeq names its product vitamin K-dependent protein C. The record is from RefSeq and is a predicted model, not a curated record. Gene Ontology annotation, biological process: proteolysis; blood coagulation. The coding region runs from base 164 to 1348 and encodes 394 amino acids. NCBI's taxonomy places the organism in Eukaryota, Metazoa, Chordata, Actinopteri, Siluriformes, Ictaluridae. Gene Ontology annotation, cellular component: extracellular region. Gene Ontology annotation, molecular function: calcium ion binding; serine-type endopeptidase activity. The transcript is spliced from 9 exons.